Diachasmimorpha longicaudata is the source of this 2497-nucleotide messenger RNA. RefSeq names its product ATP-binding cassette sub-family D member 3 (gene Pmp70). The transcript is spliced from 12 exons. Lineage: Eukaryota; Metazoa; Arthropoda; Insecta; Hymenoptera; Braconidae. Gene Ontology annotation, biological process: very long-chain fatty acid catabolic process; peroxisome organization; long-chain fatty acid import into peroxisome. Bases 180 to 2156 code for a protein of 658 amino acids. The record is from RefSeq and is a predicted model, not a curated record. Gene Ontology annotation, molecular function: ATP hydrolysis activity; ATP binding; ABC-type transporter activity. Gene Ontology annotation, cellular component: peroxisomal membrane.
UUGACUCGUGUAGUGGUAGUCGGUGCUACACCUUUGUAGCACAACACAGCAGAGAUAACACGCGUUGUCCACUGGAUAACGUGGGAAAGUGUAGUAUAUUCACUAGUGCAUAGUAACAAAAAUUGAUAAAUUUUUUAUUAAUGUGUUGUAUUUAUUGAAUAAAUUGUUGUUGUGGAGUCAUGGCACCUGUUUUGAGUAAAUACGUGACGAGGAAAACUGCGGCUGGAGCUUUUGCACUGAGUGCACUGAUCUGGCUGCUGAAGAGGAAGCGGAAUAAAAGGACUACCAAAGCUAGGGUUUUGUGGCCGGCAAAUGAUGUGCAGUACGUCAUUAAUGAGCAAGGAAAACCCAAGGGCCCAAAGGCGCACGUUGACGCAGCCUUCUUCCGUCAGCUCUACCGAUUGUUGGCUAUCGGAGUACCUGGUGCAUUCUCCCCCGAGGCCGGUUUUGUCCUGCUUAUCGCGGGUACCCUCAUUGGGAGGUCACUCUGCGAUUUAUGGAUGAUCAGGACAACUACGCUUAUCGAAGGUGCCAUUGUCAACAUGGACGGCAAGGGCUUCAAAAAAUUAUUGUUAACAUUUUUAGCGGCACUACCGGCAAUAUCAGUCGUAAAUAAUUUACUCAAAUACGGAAUUGGGGAGAUGAAGCUGAGGAUGAGAGCCAAUGUGACUCGAUAUCUCCUGGAGCAGUACCUCAAGGGAUUCACUUACUACAAAAUGACUAAUUUGGACACACGCAUUGCCAAUCCAGAUCAGCUGUUGACAACAGAUAUCGAUAAAUUCUGUGACAGCUGCACUGAUCUCUACAGCAACAUUGCCAAACCAAUUCUCGAUAUUGCAAUUUACGUUUACAGAUUGACGACUUCUUUGGGUGGACAGACCCCCGCAAUGAUGCUGGGAUAUCUGGUAAUAGCAGGUACUUUCCUCACACACUUGCGAAGGCCCAUCGCCUCCAUGACGGCGAAGGAACAGAGGCUGGAGGGUGAAUACCGUCACAUAAAUUCACGAUUGAUAACGAAUUCGGAGGAGAUAGCCUUCUACCGAGGGAAUAAUCGGGAGAAAUUGACGCUUUUCGCUAGCUUCCAUAAAUUAAUUAAGCAUCUACGUGGGCUCUUGGAGUUCAAAGUCGCUAUGGGCGUUAUCGACAACUUCGUCGGAAAAUACGUAGCAACGGUGGUUGGAUUUUACGCUGUAAGCAUUCCAUUCUUCCAAAAGGACCACUCAAUGCUCAAAGGCACCUCUCAACACCGUUUCAAGCACUACUACGAGAACGGGAGAAUGUUGGUGAAAUUAGCCGAAGCCAUAGGUCGUCUCGUUCUUGCUGGGCGAGAAAUGACACGACUGGCUGGUUUCACUGCGCGUGUUACCGAGAUAAGGAGUGUUCUGCAGGACCUGAACGAGGGAAAAUACCAAAGGACAAUGGUGGCUGAGGGGAGGAGUGAGCCCGUUGGUAAACCUGGCUCUGGGAGAAUAGUUGCCAAGGAUAACAUCAUCAGAUUCGAGCAUGUACCUCUGAUAACCCCGAAUGGAGACGUUCUCAUCAAAGAUUUGAGCUUCGAAGUCAAGUCGGGAAUAAAUGUGCUCGUCUGUGGACCAAAUGGCUGUGGAAAGAGUUCUCUAUUCCGUGUUCUAGGGGAGCUCUGGCCUGUCUGGGGGGGUACAGUCACCAAGCCCCCCAGUGGUAAACUCUUCUACAUUCCCCAAAGACCCUACAUGACGUUAGGAACCCUUCGAGACCAGGUUAUCUACCCCCACACUCAAGCAGAGAUGCUGAGACGUGGGAACACGAAGGACGAGGAUCUCCAGAAAUAUCUGGACCUCGUUCAGCUUGGACAUCUGCUAGAACGCGAGGGGGGGUGGGACACCGUGGCUGAUUGGAUGGAUGUUCUGUCUGGAGGCGAGAAACAACGAAUAGCUAUGGCAAGAUUAUUCUACCACAAACCCCAGUUUGCAAUUCUCGACGAGUGUACGAGUGCAGUCAGUAUGGAUGUGGAGGACUCCAUGUACUCCUACUGUCGACAGGCUAAUAUCACACUCUUCACGGUUUCCCACAGACGAUCAUUAUGGAAACAUCACGAGUACUAUCUGUUAAUGGAUGGCAGGGGGUCCUACGAAUUUAAACCAAUUGAGCCAGACACCGAAGAAUUUGGCUCAUGAAUUAUUGUGUCCCUCGUGGCCGAUGGCUAGACGGGAAUGGGUACAGGUGUGGUUGAAACUCAGAACGAGAAGAAAAACAAAGUAGGUCCAAUUGAGUAAACAAUAGCCAUGAAAUUACUGAGAAAACCCACCGAGCUGACCCAUCGAGUCAUUGGUGUAAAUAAAAGAAAAUAGGGGGAAUUUGGAGGUUGUGUGGAGUGAGGGAUAAUUUUCAGAGAAUUUCCUAACCUCAAAUUUAAAGAAAAGUAUUGAUUUUUUAUUGAAUUUUCAAUUCCUUACUCUGAAUAUUCCUGAGUCAUCGAAUGUGUGCAUGAAGUGGUGAUUAAAUGAAUGAGAAGACA